Messenger RNA from Diversispora eburnea, 561 nucleotides. The record is from the annotation of a GenBank genome assembly. NCBI's taxonomy places the organism in Eukaryota, Fungi, Glomeromycota, Glomeromycetes, Diversisporales, Diversisporaceae.
AUGAUAUUAGAAAAAGAAAUUCCUGCUGUAGUCGUUAAUGAUAUAAAUCAAAAUGAAUCAAUUUUGACUGAGAAAGUUAUUAUCGAUGACAAUUCAAAUUUCAAUAACAAUAAUAAGGUCAUUGAGAAUAAAUUAUAUACAAAAGAUAAUUUCUUUCAACAAGUUAAAGAUGAGGAUUUUAUAAUUGUUGAAUCUUCUGGUUCUGGAAGUAGUCAGAUUGAAACAAGUGAAGAAUCCAAACCAUUAGAAAUCGACAUUAUAGAAGAUAUAGAAAAGAAUUCAGUUUUUUACGAAUAUCUAGAUGACAUACCAACUUUUGAAGAAGCUUAUGGUCUUUCUCCUUAUGAAUUUUUUGAAUAUGAAAGAUAUGAAAAAUAUGAAAGAAGAGAAAGGGAUAUUUUUAAAACUUACUCUUCUAGAUUAAUGCCGCCUCCAUCAAAGUUUCAGAAAAAACAGAAAAAAGAAAAUUCCAUGGAUAAAUAUUUUUGUGGAAUUAAAAUUAAAAAUAAGCUAAAUGAUCCAUCAGCUUCUUUGCCAGAACCACCACCACGAGUUACUUAA